Molecule: messenger RNA, 4752 nt
Organism: Cotesia glomerata
Lineage: Eukaryota; Metazoa; Arthropoda; Insecta; Hymenoptera; Braconidae
Gene: Ret
Product: proto-oncogene tyrosine-protein kinase receptor Ret
Exons: 19
Coding region: 308-3976 (1222 amino acids)
Biological process (GO): positive regulation of kinase activity; cell surface receptor protein tyrosine kinase signaling pathway; protein phosphorylation
Cellular component (GO): membrane; axon; signaling receptor complex
Molecular function (GO): calcium ion binding; transmembrane receptor protein tyrosine kinase activity; ATP binding
Source: RefSeq, a predicted model, not a curated record
AAUGGUUAAAAUAAAAAAUAAAAAUUUUUAAUUACAUUAAUUAGAAAUAAAACAAAAAUAAACAUGUCACGGAGUGCAAAAGAGCAGUUAGGUUGCAAAAUUAAUAGAGUUGCAAUGAUGAAUAAUUAAUCGACAAACGCUGAUUUACAUUCGAUGGAACGACAAAUCUGACUAGACCACGCACUGCAAUCUGUACUCGUUUAUCCCUUCCAUAAGCGUGCUCCAACAAGAAAAUUACAGUAGAAUUAACGAUAAAAUAACAACAACAAAAUAUAAUUGAAAUAAAAAUAAUAAAAAAGAAACAAACAUGGAAACGGAAAAAGGAAGAAAGAAGGUCCGAACGCAGGUGGUUCUACUGUUUUUAUUGUUGACACUUUUCACGACAUUUGGAUCAGCGUUGUAUUUUCCACAAUCGGACUUAACAUUGAGGCUUCCUUAUUUACUGGAGAAUGAUGAAUCUUUAAAAACAGAACUCACCCUUCUUAACUUGCGAACUUUGCCCAAUGAUUCUAUUACAUCAAGAAAUCCUAAAUAUCAGAUUGUUUCUGAAAGUGAUAAAUAUGUGAGAUUAGUCACUGAAAAGGGACAAGUUAUUUAUAAUCUUCGAUCGCUUACGCAAACAGAUACUUCAAGGACAAUCGUAAUUCAAGCUCAAGAAGAAAAAGAUAAGGCGACAAUGGAAAUAAAAAUCUUACCUGUCAAGGAAAUCGGAGGAAAGUUAAAUUGUACAGAAUUUACAAAAGAUAUGUGCUUUUGGAACGUAUCAAAGUAUAGAAUUUAUGAAAAUCAACUAGCGACUAUGCUUGGUAAAAUCAGUUCACCAGCUUUUAAAACACUUUGUCCAACUUAUCAUGUGAUUCAAUAUGAACUACUAAACGGAACAGAAUACUUUCAGAUUAUAAAUGAAAGUUUUUAUUCGAAACCUCUAUUGGACAGAGACACUGUUGAUUAUCCAGGUGGACCGGGUGCUCAUGUGGAAGUCCAAGUUAAAUGUAUUGUACGGAAUGAGCAGUCUGGAGCAGAGUAUACCCACGAAACUAACCUUGAUAUCGACAUCCUGGAUUUGGACGACAAUCCGCCUAUAGCGCAGAUUAGUAACAACGUCGAGAUAACGCUACGAGAUUUUACGGCGAAUACAAGAUUAGAUGAAAAUGAUUUAAUGGUAAAGGAUGCUGAUUCGAAUGCAAGCAAUACGUACACCGUUAAAAUAUUGGGGGAUGUUCAUAAUGCAUUAUACAUAACAUACGAUGCUAUAUCUGUUGAUUAUACGAAUCCAGAAAUACCUCCGACAACUGCGAUUUACACAAGAGUGUUUUCGCGAACAACAUUACUUCCAAAGUCGCCUUAUAAAGUAAUUUUGCAAGUGACUGAUGAAUCUUUGAUCCCUGGAAGAGGAGAAAAAUCAGUAAAUAUUACAUUGUCUUUCAUCGGGCCACAGCAUCAUCUGACUUCAACGACAACGGCUACCCCCCCGAAAAAGCCCAUUUCUUUUCCCACCAGUGUUACCAUAUCUCGGCUUUCUUUACAAUUUUUCCGAGUCACGCAGCCGUCUUUUAAGCCACCUACAAAAUUUAAUUUCAGUAUUUUAGACUCGAAAAUAUUUAAUGUCACCCCCAAGGGUGGUAUCAUUUAUGUCGCUAAUACUUCGUUACUGCAGACAGCACCUUUUAAAAUUCCUUUAACAAUUCAAUGGAGUACUCCGGGACACAAAUUAUUUACAGCCUCAUUGACAUUGUACAUACUGAAUCCAUCUACAAUACUUGUAAACAACAGCUGUAUAAAUCAAACAACAGCACUGCACUCGUGUGCAAAUGCCAUGGCACGGAAAUCGUGCGAGUCACAAUGCGGAAUUGGUGGUGGUUCAUUCAGUAAUUCCACAACAAGUGAGUGCAUUUGGAGAUCAAACAAUCCAGCUAAUUCAGCAAUAAUGACUGAACGAUAUGAAACAUGUACAGCAGAUUUAGUUCAUUGCCCGGACAACAUUUGCGAUGAAUUGGAACAUCUGGAUCCUCGGAUAUGUCCGCAAGACUGUACUAUUGAAUCGGAGGUGCACUUUGCUGAGAUGAAUCGAGGUGGCAGAGGCAUAAAAAGCGGUCUCGGUACGUGUUCAUGCAAUGAUAUGAUGCAGUGUACAUGUGGACCGGUACAUUUCCGCAAAACGGGCAGCGAUGGUUCUGGAGCGACUGGAGCUUAUGGAAGUGCCAAUAAAGAAGUAGCUAGAAUAAAAAAGGAGCGUCAAAAAGAGACAGCUAUAUCAGACGCUCAUAAAGCUUCGACAAAUGUUUGUGGCCCGGGUUGUUUAAUUGGUGCUGCUGGAGCUAGUUUCUUUGUUCUCUUGGUUGUUGGAGCUUUUGUUAUGUGGAGAUAUAGAACUAUUGGAAAAAAUUCACGACGAGAGUGCAAGCACCGUUCAGAUGACAUGAAUAACGGACUUGGAAUCCUUCCAUUGGACUACUUAGACCGAGGUGAUGGACAUCUUAUAAGUAUAGAUUCAUUCGCUGCUACUAAUCGAAGUUUGCUUCUUCCUAAAUCAUCACCACCCGAUCCAAAAUGGGAAUUUUCAAGAUCAAGAUUGACAAUUGAACAAGUACUGGGUGAAGGGGAAUUCGGUCGAGUAUUACGAGCGAAAGCUGUUGAUAUUGGAGGCUGGCCAGGACCAACAACAGUCGCUGUAAAAACAUUGAAAGAAGAUGCCAGUGGCUCUGAACUUGCUGAUCUUCUUUCCGAAUAUCAACUUCUUAAAGAAGCACAGCAUCCAAAUGUAAUCAGGUUACUUGGCGCUUGUACAUCCCCUGGAGGUCCUGUUUAUUUGAUCAUCGAGUUUGCUGAGUUUGGAUCAUUGAGAAAUUAUUUACGAAGAAGCCGUCAUCUUGAAUCAGAAGGACGUGUUCCUUGUUCAACAUCAUUAUUAUCAGCAUCACCUGGUAACACGAGGGAAGAGUUACAAGACACUUCGUUAAAUUAUACAAUAACUCCCCAUGAUAUACUCUCGUUUGCCUGGCAGAUCAGCAAAGGAAUGGCGUACCUCGCCGACAUUAAGUUGGUGCAUCGUGAUCUAGCAGCUAGAAAUGUUCUCCUAGCUACCGGUAAAGUUUGCAAAAUAUCUGACUUUGGACUGACUCGAGAUGUUUAUGAGGACGAUGCAUAUUUAAAACGAAGCAAAGGAAGAGUGCCGGUUAAAUGGAUGGCUCCCGAAUCUCUUGCUGAUCAUGUCUACACGAGUAAAUCGGACGUAUGGAGCUUUGGAGUGCUUCUAUGGGAAUUAGUGACGCUCGGUGCCUCGCCUUAUCCAGGUGUAGAUGUUCAUAAUCUCUACAAUCUACUCAAAGCCGGAUAUCGAAUGGAGAGGCCUGCUAAUUGUUCUGCACAAUUAUAUAAACUAAUGGUUUCAUGUUGGCACGAUGAACCUGGGAUGAGACCCUCAUUCAAAGAACUAACUUGUCAAUGGGAACGUAUGCUUGAAGAUGGAGUUGAAUACCUUGAUUUAAAUCCACGAACUGUUCAUAAUCAAGCUUACUUUGCAUCACUUCAUGCUCUCGACAGCCCAACUAGUUCAAGCAACGAAGGAGUUAUCAGUGGUAACUUUAGUACUUUUCGGACUGAAGCAGUUAACUACCUCAGCAAACCAUCAGCAGAACCUAUAACUAAGUGUGAUAAGAUCGAUAAACUUCAAGCUCUUUGGCAAGAUCCAAUUUGUAGCUUUCCAGUAGAACCAGUCAAAACGACUUAUGUCAACGAAAGACCAGACAAUUUAAAUGUUAAUCACUACGAAAGUCCGAUAAAGUUACGCAGGGUAAGUGUGACGAGUAAUUGUGAAAAUAAUUUAAAAACUCCGACGAACGAACGGCCUCAAUCCUACAUCGACAUGCAGGGAAAAAAAUCCGAUAACGAUAAUAAUCAAAAUAAUUUAUUGCUGUUCAAUAAUGUUAAUCUAAAUAAUGAUAAAAUAAAUAUAACUAAUGAUUUUACAAAAUAAAUUUAAAAUUCCUGAUAGUUAAAAUUUAAGGGGCAAUUAUAUUUAAUCAAAAUGUAUAUAUAUAUAGAAAAGUAAUUUUUUAAAUGAAACUACAAACAGUUGCGAAGAUAAAAUUUAUGAUUGCAAUGUUUAAUGGAAACUCGGACCAAAGUGCUAAAUGGAAUAAAUUAUCUAUACCAAAGGAAUUAAUUAAUCUUGCCAUAUUUUUGAGUAAAAAAUAUAUCAACAUAUAGAGUAAAUAACUUCUCUUUUUUAUUAUUUAAAAAUUCAUGUAGAUCGAUAGAAUAAUCAAUUAAUCACAAUCACGAAUUUUACUCUUAAGUAAGCUUUCUAUAAAUCAUCAUAUAUUUUAUUAUCAAACGUUUAAAGUCAACUCAAUAUUUUCCACACAACAUAAUUAAAAUACAGUCAAUUUAAUUACCAAAGGACAUAUUUAUGGACUGAAAUUAAAUAAGACUUCAAUAAUUAUUGAAUGUUAUCAAAGUUCAAAAAAUUUCAGGAAGAAUUAUAUUUGACUUUAAUUAACAAUCAAGCUACAAAAGAAACUAGUUUUCCAACUAUUUGCUAAAGAACGGUAUAGACUAGUAAUGCCUAGUAUUUUAGAGCUUUAAGUUACCUUUACAUAAUUAUCUUACUUAUAAUUCAAUAGAUUAAAAUUCAGUGUGAAAAGAACGACUGGUUUAUUUACUUAUUGAUUACAGAAUUAAUUAUAAAGUGCGAGGAUUGAAAAAAAUAGAUUAAAGAAAUUAAAAUUAACUACACUAUAAAAUACAAAA